AUGUAUCAACGCGUUUUACCGAAUGGCCGACGUGCCAGUAUCGUACCUGAAAACUGGAUCGUGGAUAGUGUCUUCCAACCAGGUGAAUUUGAAAAUUUAGUAUUUGGUGGUGGUGGCUAUAAAGGUAUCGCUUAUGUUGGUGCUUUAAAGUUAUUCUUCUCCUGCUUCUAUUUCCUAAAAGAUCAGAUAUUACAAAAGGUUGGCAUUUAUCAAGGAAUUAAGCGAUUUGCUGGCUCAAGUGCAGGAGCUAUGCUUGCAGCUUUACUCUCUGUUGGCUACGAUGUAGACGAUGUUGAAGAAUUUUUAUGCCAAGAUAUUAGAAAAAUUACCGAGGAUAAACAUACGUUUGGCAUUUUUAGUAUGUUACCUAAACUAUUACUGAAAUCUGGUUGGAACUCCGGUAAAAAAUUAGAGAAAUGGUUUCAGAAUGCUAUUGCUAAUGGGCCUAAAAUUAAAAGUAACUAUUCGCUGAAUCGAUGUCAACAAAUUACAUUUAAAGAGCUAUACGAUAUCGAUGGAACCGAACUAUGUAUAGUUGCAACCAAUCUCAAUUUUUUAUCUAUGGAAUAUUUUCAUCCUAAAACCACUCCUGAUUUUCCUAUUUAUAAAGCGGUUCGAAUGUCUAUGUCUAUACCAGGCUAUUAUGAGGCGGUUCGAGUUAAACAUCAUCGAGUUAAAAAUGAUGACUGUAUUAUACGAAAGAAGAAAAUACCUUGUUGUCUAUACUGCUGUAUAUGCUGCUCUAAUUGGGGUGAAGAUUCAGCUAAUUAUGAUUUGUAUAUUGAUGGUGGUGUUGGAUGUAAUUACCCUAUCCAUGUUUUCGAUGGGUGGUGGUUGUCCAUGGAUGAAAAAGAUCAUUUUGUCGAAAGAAUGCAACCAUUUACGGAUAUGGAUCGAUUUUACGAUGUUGAAGAUAGGUUUGGAAUGACACCUAAUCCUAAAACUUUAGGUUUGAUGCUUUAUUCUCCCUACCGUAAUGGAAUGUUUUGCAAAGUUUUAUCGACUCGAGAGAAAAAAUUAUUUGGAUCGUUAGCAGUUCCUAAGAAAUUUAUAUCUGAGCAUUCAAAAUUAAGUUUACGAGCUGAGAGUAUUCGCGACAAGAAAGAUAAAGCACUUGCCGCAUUUAGUGACAUUGUUCAGGUUUUGGAGCCUUGUAAAAUAAUUGUGGAUGGGACAACAUGUUACCCGCUUUAUGAAGCAAAAGAACUCAUUCGAAGAGAAAUUUGUAAAUAUAAUAUGAAGUUGAUUAUUAUGUAUACGUGGGUAGAUAUCAAUGUGAACCCUUAUAUUCUGUGUUUACAAAGCAACUUACAUUUCAAAAAUUUGUUACCAGUAUAUUUAAUUUUGACAUAUAAAGAUCAAGAGCAUUUCAUACGAUUAGUAUGUCCAGAAGGCCUUGAUAGUCUUUUAAAAAGACUUGAGGAUUGCCAAAUAGAAGGAAUGUUAUCCUUACGAUAUUUGCAAAAAAGCGUUUUGGAGCAAGAAAAUUUUAUCGAUUUAAAACAUGAUCAUCUUGGUUACUAUCGAACUGCAAUUAAAGGGCCAGCACAGUUUGCCAUAGCAACAAUAGAUACGUUAUUACUAAACGGUAGAAGUCGGUUUUUAAAGUCUAGUGACGUAAAUCGGUCGAUAGGUAUUAAUACCUCGUAUUUAAAAGCGACCAAUGGCAACUUAGCUAAGGAUGAUAAAGAAUUUCUUAAAGAGAAUGGUCAGCGGGGUAUAAUUGCUUUUUUGCAUUAUUACUUAAAAGAGAAAGGAAGAGUGCAACAAAAUAUUCGAACUUAUGGCAGAGUCAUUCAAAUCAUUGAUACCGAGGAUUUGAUUUAA
Molecule: messenger RNA, 1827 nt
Organism: Trichoplax adhaerens
Lineage: Eukaryota; Metazoa; Placozoa; Uniplacotomia; Trichoplacea; Trichoplacidae
Exons: 17
Coding region: 1-1827 (608 amino acids)
Biological process (GO): lipid metabolic process
Source: RefSeq, a predicted model, not a curated record